AUGAGCCUUAGACCCGAACACACAGAUGAGAGGUCGAAUCGCCUCGCGAGAGUGCGAGAGAACCAGCGGAAAAGCCGUGCCAGAAAACAGCAGUACAUCGAGGAACUCGAGCAAAAGGUAGCGGUCUGCAAUGCGCAAGCGCAGCAACGCGAAAUCGAGCAUCUCAUUGCAAUCCAGAAACUUGAGGCAGAAAAUGCAAAGCUACGCAGUCUAUUAUUACAUCGAGUGGGCAUCACCCCUGACUUUCUGGAGGAUUUCUUGAAGGACGAGUCGCAUCGUACUGCAGCAGCGGGAGAGAAAAUAGCCAUUCCUCGUCUUAAGGCUUCGCCAAGCCAAACCCCUGCCACUACGAAUACUGCCAAGUCAUGUUCACCCCAGUUAUCGAAAUCAGUUGAUGGUUCCUGUGCACAGAUUCCAAACUGUCAAAGUGGAUCUUGUCGGGAACCAUCUGAGGUGAUGUCUGUUGAACCCACAGCGAUUCAGCAUCAGACAAACCAAAGCGCCAAGAUGCCUUCCAUUGCGUCUCUAUGUGACUGCGGACCCGAAUCCACGACCAAGUGGCCUAAAUCUGACAGUUCUGCGGACACAACUCUCUGCGAGGUUGCCCAGGACUUGAUUGAUGUAUACAAUAUUCGAGGGGUGGACAUCAACAUUAUCAAACAGCGGCUUUGGCCCGGUUUCCGUGAUGGGGAUUCCGCUGGCUGUCGGGUGCGGAACAAUCUGCUGUUUGAGAUUUUGGAUGAGCUUAGUGGAGACAUCUCUGCGUCUGUUAGCAGUUGA
Talaromyces atroroseus is the source of this 780-nucleotide messenger RNA. RefSeq lists its product as hypothetical. The transcript has 2 exons. Gene Ontology annotation, molecular function: DNA-binding transcription factor activity. Lineage: Eukaryota; Fungi; Ascomycota; Eurotiomycetes; Eurotiales; Trichocomaceae. The record is from RefSeq and is a predicted model, not a curated record. The coding region runs from base 1 to 780 and encodes 259 amino acids. Gene Ontology annotation, biological process: regulation of DNA-templated transcription.